Messenger RNA from Cyprinodon variegatus (sheepshead minnow), 391 nucleotides. Its product is annotated as amine oxidase [flavin-containing]-like. The annotation marks the transcript as partial. NCBI's taxonomy places the organism in Eukaryota, Metazoa, Chordata, Actinopteri, Cyprinodontiformes, Cyprinodontidae. The transcript has 3 exons. Gene Ontology annotation, molecular function: oxidoreductase activity. The record is from RefSeq and is a predicted model, not a curated record.
AUGCUCUCCUGACUCAUCGUCUGCUUCUGUGUUUGCAGGGCUGAGUGCUGCCAAGCUGCUAAAGGCCAGCGGGCUGAAUCCUGUGGUUCUGGAGGCCAGGGAUCGAGUCGGUGGUCGCACCUUCACUGUGCGGAACAAGGAGACCAAGUGGGUGGAUCUGGGCGGGGCCUAUGUCGGGCCCACCCAGAACCGGAUCCUGCGCCUGGCUAAGGAGUACGGCAUUAAGACCUACAAGGUCAACGAGCAGGAGCACCUUGUCCAUUACGUCAAUCCUUCGCUCUCUCACACUCUGAUACCUGGAUGGUGGAGCAGCUCUCUGAGGGACGGGGCAGGAGACAUCUGGACUCUGGGUGUGGUUCAGUCCCAGCUCCAGAGGUGGACUUUGUCCUGA